GGGUCUGAGUGAUAGAAAGGAACAAUCAUUUUCUCCUCCUUUCGUUUCUUUGUUUUUUGUCUUCCUUCUUCUUCUUCUCCCUUUCCUUCCGCCGCUGCAAUGCUACUGCUGGGACUUCCGCUCCUCUUUCUCUCCCUCUUCCCUUCCCCUCUCUGCGCCCAGGGGUCCGACGCAGACGCCCUCUUGGCUCUCAAGGCCGCCGUCGACCCCUCCGACCGCCUCCCCUUCGUCCCCGCCUCCAGCUACUGCCGUUGGACGGGUGUCUCCUGCUCCGUCGACGGCCGCGUGGUUAGUCUAGUCCUCGCCUCCGCCGGACUCGCCGGUCGCCUCCCCGGAGGCGCCUUCGCCCGCCUCGACCAUCUCCGCGUCCUCAGCCUGAAGAACAACUCCCUCGCUGGCCGCUUCCCGGACUCCCUCCUCGACCUCUCCGCCCUCCGCUCGCUCGACCUGUCGCACAAUCGCCUCGCCGGACCGCUUCCCCCGGCUCUCGCCGAGAUGGACGGCCUUCACGCCCUUCUCCUCGAGGAGAACUUUUUCAACGGAUCGAUCCCCGCAUUCAAUCAGUCGUCGCUCAAGAGCUUUAAUGUCUCCGGCAACGACCUCUCCGGCGCGGUCCCCGCCACCGACGUGCUCGCCUCCUUCGACCCUUCGGUCUUCGCCGGCAAUCCCGGGCUCUGCGGCGGGCUUGUGCGGAAGGAAUGCGCUUCGAAUAGCUUCUUUCCUCGUGGAGUCAGCCCGUCGACCGGCGCCGCCCCUUCCCCCGCCUCUACGGCCGCUUCGGACGGAGGAACGGGGCUCCCUCGCUCGGCUUCACCGUCACGAGGCUUGCACAAGACGACGCUGGUGGCUAUUGGUUUCUUGAUAGGUGCGAUUGUGCUAAUUUUUGUCUUUUCUGUUUCGUUGGUCAUUAGAAGGAAGAAGAUACCGGGACAGCAACAGGGAACAGAGAUGACGGAGAAAAACGCAGUGACCAACGGCGUCGCCGACAUAUCGGAAAUCAAUGCGAAGAGUUACACCGAUGAGGAUAUUGAGAGCACUGGCAUUGGCGCCGUGGACCCUGCGACCGAGCUGGCACUGGCAAUAUCGGAAGAGAGGGUGAAGAGAAUGGGAAAAAAUGGGUCUUUGGUUUUCUGCGCAGAAGAACCGUUCUGUAAUCUGGAGCAGUUGAUGAGAGCUUCGGCGGAAAUGCUGGGGAGAGGGAGCCUUGGAUCAACAUACAAGGCUGUGCUCGACGGUAGAUUAGCCGUCACCGUAAAAAGGCUUGACAAGAAGAAACUUGGGACUGCGGCUAAGGAGGGUUUUGAGCAUGAUAUACAGCGAGUGGGCAGUCUGAGACACCCAAAUUUAGUGCCUUUGCGGGCAUAUUUCCAAGCAAACGAAGAGAGACUGAUUGUUUAUGAUUACCAACCAAAUGGCAGCCUUUACUCCCUCAUUCAUGGUUCAAAAUUCACACGGUCCAAGCCCCUUCACUGGACCUCAUGUUUAAAGAUAGCAGAUGAUGUGGUGCAGGGACUCGCGUACAUCCAUCAAACUUGUCAUUUGGUGCACGGCAACAUUAAGUCUUCAAAUGUUCUUCUUGGAUCUGAUUUUGAAGCUUGCCUUACCGACAAUUGCCUCACAUUUCUUUUGCAACCAUUGGACGAUCAUAGUGACCCAGGAUAUAGAGCACCUGAAAUAGAGUCUAAUCAACAGCAUACCCCUAGCUCUGACAUCUAUGCUUUUGGUGUCUUGCUGCUGGAGCUCCUCACAGGGAAACCCCCUUCAGAGCAUCCAAUUCUUAUCCCAUCUGAUAUUCCAGUUUGGGUACAAUCAGUAAGGGACGAUCGAGACAUUGAGGAGCACCUCAUGAUGAUCAUUGGCAUUGCUUCAGCCUGCACUUGUUCUUCACCAGAAUUUAGGCCAGCCACCUUGCAGGUUCUGAAGAUGAUUCAGGAAGUGAAGGAGGCUGAGACACAAGAAAAUGACUUCGUUCAAUGAGCAUAUCUUAUGUGGUUCAGCUGUCUGUUGUGGAUCUCAACUAGGGCCUUUGCAACAAAAAGUUGGAAGAUCUCGACUUAUAAUGCUAUUGUAUGUAAUAGUGCCCCUCAUUCUAGAGGAUCGGCUAAGGUUAUAAUUGCUGAUGAUCCUGCUUCACGGAGAGGUAAAAAGCCUCAAAUCUGUAGAGAGAAAAACCAAGUCAAAUGACUGAAUUCGUGGGAAUUUAACCUAAUUCACAGAAUGCCAGAUGAUAUUCCUGGGAAUUGAUCCUGACAAAGAUACUCUCUCUAGGAAGUGACUAGUAGUUCAAGGUAUCCUGAGUCUUUUAAUUGCUUUUGUUCUCAGAAAAACAAAGAGAUUUGUAAUUGUUCCCUUUGCCAUUUACAAUCUUCCAAGCAAGAACAAUAUUAUACAAUGUCGCAGUUUAAGAUGUACUGGAUCUGUGAAUGUAUUUUUUUUAGCAUUCAAUUAAUUUUGUAACGCAAUUUUCCAUCUUGAAGUGCCUACUGAAUUGUACAUUAUCACGGUCAUUGUAGUGGAGGCGAUAAAUGCCAAGCUAUUAAUCUUUUCUUUUAUUUCA
Zingiber officinale is the source of this 2557-nucleotide messenger RNA. RefSeq names its product probable inactive receptor kinase At5g67200. Lineage: Eukaryota; Viridiplantae; Streptophyta; Magnoliopsida; Zingiberales; Zingiberaceae. The transcript has 2 exons. Gene Ontology annotation, molecular function: protein binding; protein kinase activity; ATP binding. The record is from RefSeq and is a predicted model, not a curated record. Gene Ontology annotation, biological process: protein phosphorylation. Bases 100 to 1977 code for a protein of 625 amino acids.